Acaulospora colombiana is the source of this 456-nucleotide messenger RNA. The record is from the annotation of a GenBank genome assembly. NCBI's taxonomy places the organism in Eukaryota, Fungi, Glomeromycota, Glomeromycetes, Diversisporales, Acaulosporaceae.
AUGGCCGAAUCAAAAUUCGUGGCUUCUGAUUGGUCUCUACAAGAAUAUCUGCUCUGGAUGAAACUCCUAGAUACUGUGGAAAAAUUCUAUGGAAUAGCGUUAGUCCGUCAAGAACAUAAAUCGGAGUUGGUACAAUUCUUAAAGAAGCAAGGAAAAAGUGAAUCGGCCAAGUUAUUUGAUUAUUACAUCGAAAACCAAAGUGAAAAAAUUAUCAAUAAGUUAUAUCAAGAAUUGUUGGAGAGUUUGAAAGCUGACACAGAUUAUUAUAACACUUGCCGGGAAUUUAUAUAUAAUGAGAGCACUUCAAUGGACUUGAAGGAGGGAAAAGAGAUUUCACAGGAGACAUUAAACACGCUGAAAACGGCCUUUGAGAAGCACUAUCAGUUAUUUGAAGCAAUAGAUAAAGAUCCAACAGUAUGGGCACGUAUUAAUAAUACUGAUAAUAUAGAAAAAUAA